Messenger RNA from Colletotrichum graminicola M1.001, 465 nucleotides. Its product is annotated as copper/zinc superoxide dismutase. The transcript has 4 exons. The record is from RefSeq and is a predicted model, not a curated record. Gene Ontology annotation, biological process: removal of superoxide radicals. NCBI's taxonomy places the organism in Eukaryota, Fungi, Ascomycota, Sordariomycetes, Glomerellales, Glomerellaceae. Gene Ontology annotation, molecular function: copper ion binding; superoxide dismutase activity. Bases 1 to 465 code for a protein of 154 amino acids.
AUGGUCAAGGCUGUCGCUGUCGUCCGUGGUGACUCCAAGGUCACCGGCUCCGUCAUUUUCGAGCAGGAGUCCGAGUCCGCUCCCACCAAGAUCACCUGGGACAUCACCGGCAACGACCCCAACGCCAAGCGUGGCAUGCACAUCCACACCUUCGGUGACAACACCAACGGCUGCACCUCUGCCGGCCCUCACUUCAACCCCCACAACAAGGGUCACGGCGCCCCCGAAGACGAGGACCGCCACGUCGGUGACCUUGGCAACAUCGAGACCGAUGGACAGGGCAACUCCAAGGGCACCGUCACCGACAAGCACGUCAAGCUGAUCGGCCCCGAGAGCGUCAUCGGCCGCACUGUCGUUGUCCACGGCGGCACUGACGACCUCGGCAAGGGUGAAAACGAGGAGUCCAAGAAGACUGGCAACGCCGGUCCCCGCCCCGCCUGCGGUGUCAUUGGCAUCUCUAACUAA